UCUAUAUAUAUCAUAUUGUAAGUAUAUUAUUAGUUACAUUGUUACUUGUUUUCUUCUUCAUAACUAUAUAUUUUUGCUCUCAGAUCUUUACUUGAUUUAGUAGAGAACUGUGAGACAAAUUAAAGAGUGUUUCUGUAUAUCUCUCUGUCCAACUGUUUUGUCUUCUUACUUCAAUAGUUUCUCUCCCUCUUUAUCUCUCUCUCUCUCUCUCUCGCUUCUCUCUCAACUAAACCAACAUGAUGAUGCCUGAUGAUCAUUCUCAACUCUCAUUCUCAAGUUAUGUCCUUCACCAAGAACAGAUCACCCCAAAUCCUAACCCUAACCCUAAUCCUAAUCCUACCUCUUCAAACUCAAACAAAAGGAAAAGAAAUCUCCCGGGAAAUCCAGAUCCAGAUGCAGAAGUCAUCGCUCUAUCGCCAACCUCGCUUAUGGCUACAAACCGGUUCAUAUGCGAGGUAUGCAACAAAGGAUUCAAGAGAGACCAAAACCUUCAGCUUCAUAGGAGAGGCCAUAACCUUCCAUGGAAGCUAAAGCAAAGGACAAACAAGGAGCUAGUUAAGAAGAAAGUGUACAUCUGUCCUGAGAAGACCUGCGUACACCACGACCCGGCUCGAGCCCUCGGUGACUUAACUGGAAUCAAGAAGCAUUUCAGCAGAAAACAUGGAGAAAAGAAGUGGAAAUGCGACAAAUGUUCCAAAAAAUAUGCUGUCAUGUCCGAUUGGAAAGCUCAUAGCAAGAUUUGUGGUACCAGAGAGUACAGAUGUGACUGUGGUACACUCUUUUCCAGGAAAGAUAGCUUCAUAACACAUAGAGCCUUUUGUGACGCUUUAGCUGAAGAGAGUGCUAGAUUCACCUCAGUUCCACCAGCCGCAGCACCCGAAGCAGAAGUCAAACAAAAUCAUCAGCAAACCGGUUAUAACAUAAAUGACUUCAUGGGACAAUCCUUCACCAACCAACUUCCUUUACCAUCCAACGUUUUCGCCUCCUCAUCAUCAUCGCCAUCACUUCAAAGUCUAUGGAAUUUACAAGGACAAUCAUCACAUCAGUGGCUUCUCAACGAAAACAACAACAACAGGAACAUUCUACAAAGGGGAAUCUCCAAUAAUCAAGAAGAUCAUCAGGACACUAAGAAGGGAAUAUUUAGUAAUGGUGCCUAUUUGUUCUCUUCGGACGCACGCAACAAUUAUGAUCAAAACGUUGGACAAGUAAUAGCAUCUAUGUCAGCCACGGCUUUGCUACAGAAAGCUGCUCAAAUGGGAUCAAAGAGAUCAUCAUCAUCAAGCUCCAACAAUUGCGCGGCUUUUGGUCUAAUGACUACUUCCUCUACGUUCAACAACAAACAUAUGGAGAAGGAAAUUAAAACUAAGGAAGUUGAUGAAAGAGGCUUCACAAGAGACUUUCUUGGUGUGGGAAGUCAAAACCGUCCUUGGCCACUAUUGAUGACCAACCAUAAUCUUCCCGACACGACUCAGCUGAUGACAACCGACCGUACACAAACAGCCGACGUGAAUCACAAAACUAUGUAGUCCAAAGACGAGUGUGAACAAGCAGGAGCUGCACGACAGCACAGAAUGAAGAAAUUUGUUAAAGACAAUAAUUCUGAGUCGGAGAGAAUCUCUGAGUCAACUCGGUACUGCACAAUGGGUCCUCUCGCUUGACAAAGAUGGCUAUUUGGGUCCACUCCUGCAUGCAUGGCGAAACUUCUGACUAUGCAUGCACAACAAACCAUACGCUAUGUCUUUUCUUGUUCUUCCUUUUUUUUUUGUUGCUUGUAAUUAUUUCAUGAUUUUAUUAGUUGUGAAAGACUCUAAAAGCAACGAGGACAAACGUGUACGUCGGUUUAAGACUUCAGGCAGUUGUUACUCUCUUUCUCUGGUUGAAGGUUAAACUUUUGAAAGUUUUUAUUAUGAUUAUUACGACAAGUAAACUUUUCAAUGUUAUUGAAAUCUUUUGUUUCGGUCA
Eruca vesicaria subsp. sativa (arugula) is the source of this 1962-nucleotide messenger RNA. The record is from the annotation of a GenBank genome assembly. Lineage: Eukaryota; Viridiplantae; Streptophyta; Magnoliopsida; Brassicales; Brassicaceae.